Messenger RNA from Papaver somniferum (opium poppy), 1692 nucleotides. RefSeq lists its product as uncharacterized. The record is from RefSeq and is a predicted model, not a curated record. Lineage: Eukaryota; Viridiplantae; Streptophyta; Magnoliopsida; Ranunculales; Papaveraceae. The coding region runs from base 1 to 1692 and encodes 563 amino acids. The transcript has 2 exons.
AUGUCUUGGUCUAGAUCUUCCAUUUUUUAUAUCAAUGUUGAGGCCGAUGGGAUUACUACCACUUCCUCAGCUGUCCUUAUCAAUGGCUCACCAGAUUCUUUCUUCAACCCUUCAAGAGGUUUAAGGCAAGGAGAUCCCUUAUCCUCCUACCUCUUUUUAUUCUGCAUGGAAGCUCUCUCAAGAACUCUUACUCAUGCUGAGGACUUAAGCAUCAUUACUGGAAUAAAAAUUUGUGGAAGCGCACCCUCAAUUAACCACCUUCUGUUUGCUGAUGACUGCAUGGUUUUCUGCAAAGCAAACAAAGUAGAAGCUCAAAACCUCAUGGACAUCCUCAACAUCUUUGGAGAAACCUCUGGUCAGCUCAUUAAUUUCAACAAAUCUGGGGUGUUCUUCAGCAAAAACACUGAUCCAAACCUCUUCUCAAUCAUCAACAACAUUAUGGGAGUUCAAGUUCUGCAACUGGAUGACAAAUAUCUAGGUUCUCCCCUUUUCACUCACAUAAGCAAAAUCAAGUCAUUCAAGCCAGGAGUGGAUAAAUUAAAACUGAGACUCUCCAUCUGGAAAAAUGUGCAUCUAGACCAUGCUGGCAGGGAAGUUCUCAUCAAAACUGUUACAUCCACAGCCAGUAUCUAUCAAAUGAACUGUUUCAGAAUCCCUAAACAAACUUGCCAGGAUUUGAACAAGCUGCAAAGAGAUUUUUUCAGGGGCAAAAAUCUGGAAAACCCAAGAGGAUACUACCCAAAGGCCUGGACAACAAUAUGCAAACCAAAAGAUAUGGGAGGAUUAGGUUUUAUGAAUAUGGAACUCUUCAACAGUUUCAUGAUUACAAAGAUUGGAUGGAGACUUGAACAAGAAAAAGACUUUCUCUGGUACAAAAUCAUGGAUGCCAAAUAUCUUCUAGGAAGGAAUGUCCUAAAUAUGGAUACAAAAGCAAAGCCUGGAGACUCUUGGAUCUGGAAAGGGAUUCUAGAAGGAAUACAGAAUAUACAACAACACUAUAACUGGAAGAUAGCUCUAUACAAGGCGAAUAUAGAACACUUAUACAAAAAUGAUACCAGUAACAGAAAUUGGGAGGGUAUCUGGAGAUUGGAUACUGCUCCAGCUAUCAAGAUCUUUCUCUGGAACUGUGCACAUGAAAUUCUUCCUACCAAUGCUAAGACUGCAAGCAUUCUGCAGUACAUUAAUCCUAUUUGUCAGGUCUGCAGUAGUGGAGAGGAGACAAUGACACAUCUCUUCCUAAACUGCCCUAAUGCUACUGCAAUUUGGCAUGAAAUCUUGGGGACCAACCAUGGAAAGUUUGACAACAACACAAAUUUUAUGGACUGGUUCAACUCCUGGUUUGAUACUGGAGCCAUUCUUGGAAAAACUAUUUUAUAUGCUACCACCUGCUGGCAUAUCUGGAAAGCUAGGUGUGAUCUGGUUUUCAAUCACAUAACUCCAAAUGUUAAACACACUUCUCAUUGUAUUCAGCAAUACCUAUGUGAUUAUAGCAGAGUGCACAACCUAUCUUCUCAUGCUCUCAAUGAUCUCCUCUCAAACAACCUUGGGACUGACACUGAAUCUGUCACACAUAUUCCGUAUGACCUGAACCACACUCCACAGGAGUUUGGUUUCACCAUAAGGAUAUGCACUAUACAGAACCCUAAGACUUGCAAAUUUUUCUCUGCACUAACUAUUUUGGAUGCUGCAUGA